This is a messenger RNA of Kockovaella imperatae, 882 nucleotides long. RefSeq names its product NUDIX hydrolase domain-like protein. The record is from RefSeq and is a predicted model, not a curated record. The transcript is spliced from 8 exons. NCBI's taxonomy places the organism in Eukaryota, Fungi, Basidiomycota, Tremellomycetes, Tremellales, Cuniculitremaceae. Bases 26 to 757 code for a protein of 243 amino acids. Gene Ontology annotation, molecular function: ADP-ribose diphosphatase activity. Gene Ontology annotation, biological process: nucleoside phosphate metabolic process; ribose phosphate metabolic process. Gene Ontology annotation, cellular component: nucleus.
CUUUGUUCACCGAUCUCUGCUAUUCAUGCUAGGACGUCCACCACUGCUCUACAAACCAAUCGCGCGACAUCUCUCUUCUACCACAUACAGAGUAACUUGCCCACUGCAUUGCUUAAGAACCAUGUCCACGAAGCAGCAAGCCAAAAUCCUCUCGACUGAAGAGGCCAAAGUUGAAGGUAUCAAGUGGUUGAAAAUGGAAAGAAUCAAAUGGCAAGAUGAGGAUGGAAAAGAGCGAAUAUGGGAAGCUGCUAAUCGGACCACACGAAAGGGAGACAUUGAUUCUGUACACAUCUUCACACUGCUUCAUCAUCCCUCUAAGCCCGUAUCAACCAUCUUGAUCGAGCAGUACAGGCCUCCGAUUGGCAAAUACGUAGUUGAGCUACCGGCGGGGCUCGUCGACGAGGGCGAAGAUGCACGAACUGCCGCUCUCAGAGAGCUGUACGAAGAGACGGGCUACGGAACGGGCAAAGGAGACGACGGCAAGGUCGUGGUCGAGAGUGAAUCUGUCAUUUUAGCCAAGGAUCCAGGCAUGACAGGAGCCAAUUGCAAAGUCGUCACCGUCAGCGUCAAGCUUGACGAAAACGAUCCCGAACCAGAUCAACAUCUAGACCCGGGAGAACACAUCAUCAAACGGAUCGUUCCGCUGAGAGACUUGUCGAGGACAUUACAGGAUUACGAUCAGAAAGGUUUCGUGAUCGAUGCUCUGACUUCAAGCAUCGUGAUGGGUUACGAACUCGCUGGCAAGUUAGCAAAGUGAGCCAUAUCUCCAGUAUGGUUCUCGCUACACGGUGUAGGCUAUGUAAGGCUUGGAACAUCAACCCUCCUGGUGAUUGCGAGUGUUGCUGGUCGUUUGAGUGAUGUAUGCCUUCAUUUUGAGUUGAG